Molecule: messenger RNA, 2421 nt
Organism: Suillus subaureus
Lineage: Eukaryota; Fungi; Basidiomycota; Agaricomycetes; Boletales; Suillaceae
Product: ABC transporter transmembrane region 2-domain-containing protein
Exons: 11
Coding region: 1-2421 (806 amino acids)
Biological process (GO): peroxisome organization; very long-chain fatty acid catabolic process; fatty acid beta-oxidation
Cellular component (GO): peroxisomal membrane
Molecular function (GO): long-chain fatty acid transmembrane transporter activity; ATP binding; ABC-type transporter activity
Source: RefSeq, a predicted model, not a curated record
AUGGCUAUAUUCUCGAAACCGCUCAACCUCAACGAACUGUUUCCACACAAGUCAUCGCGGCGACCGUUGCUUGUUCUGCUCGCAACAGUCCUCAUUCUUCGGUCUAGACUGUUUAAACCCUUCACGAAUAAGUCAAGCUCGAGCACGUCGAAUGCUCUCGGUCUACCAACACACAGUCAAAGCGAGUUUGGAGUCGACGCUGUUCAUUUUCCGCUCGUGAAUGCGAGUCCAGGACUUGGUCUUCCAUUUGUACACCAGCUCCGUUCGCUCCUGCGCAUAGUCCUCCCUUCGCUUUACACUCGUGAAGCGCUCCUGCUCACUGCUCACUCUACUUUCCUCGUUCUUCGUACAGUGCUGAGUAUAGCAGUCGCACGCCUAGACGGUCGCAUAGUAAGGGACUUGGUCAGUGCAGAUGGCAAGGGGUUCUUGACUGGCCUCGCUCUAUGGUUUGCACUCGCUGUACCAAGCAUAUACACAAAUUCAAUGAUCCGUCACCUUCAAUCUACACUUUCCCUCAGGUUCCGAACCCGCUUGACUCGAUACAUCCACGACUUCUACCUCUCCUCCGCUCCCCAUCUCCGCUACUACCGUGUUCCCCUCCAUGGAAUCGACCAGUACAUCACAGCAGAUGUCGACGCUUGGGCAGAGAGUGUCGCUGGUAUCUACGGUAAUCUCAUGAAGCCCUCCCUCGACCUCCUUCUCUUCACCUCCCAACUCGCAAGGUCUCUUGGCUUCAGAGGCACUGUACUUCUUUUCAUAAACUAUUACAUUACUGCCAAGAUCCUCCGCGCUGUGACACCUGCUUUUGGCCGUCUUGCAGCUGUAGAAGCCCGUCUGGAAGGCGAAUAUAGAGCCGGUGUUGGACGCGUUGGGAGAGAGAGCGAAGAAAUCGCGUUCUACGACGGAGGCGCACGCGAACGAGAUAUCCUCACUAGAGCAUAUUUGCGAUUGAUUAAACAUGUGAAUUCGAUAUACAAGAUCCGCAUCGCAUACGAAUGGACAGAAGAUUUCGUCAUUAAAUACCUCUGGUCUGCAGCUGGGUACGGGUUGAUAGCUGUACCGCUGCUUAUCACGAGGAAGCGCUCUCGUGGUGCGGAUGCUGUGGAUGGAGAGGGUAAGGGUAAGGAAAAGCGGGCACGAAAGCAGAAGAGCGAUACGGAUGGUAUCGUUGCUGCCAGGACGGAAACCUACAUCUCCAACCGCCGCCUCCUCCUCUCCCUCGCAGAUGCAGGUGGGAGACUGAUGUAUGCAUAUAAAGAUCUGCAGGAGGUUGCUGGGUUGACUGGGCGACUAUACACCCUCCUUUCGACUCUACACAAUCUCCCCCCACUCCCCCCUGCACUCCCAGGGGACGGGGAUACAUUCGCGCUGAAGAACGUGGACAUAUGCGUUCCGGGGGAUCCAUUUACCUCUCCCGACUCACCCUCACCCACACCUUCCCGUCCCCCCGCUACCACUUCCAAACUCAAAGCUCACGCCGAACCAAUCCCACCCUCAGAAACCCUCUCAGGGCCAGACACCACCACCCUCGUCCGCGCACUCACGCUCACGCUCCGACCAGGUAUGCACCUCAUGAUCACGGGAUCCAACGGGGUUGGGAAGACGGCCAUUGCGCGUGUUUUGGCGGGGCUUUGGGCGCCUGGGAGUCGUUCGAUGCUCAGGGGCUCGACGCACACUGGUGGCGCGCUUACGCGUCCCACAGACGACGUAGACGGCCGCCCAGGUGUGUUCGUCAUCCCCCAACGUCCCUACCACCCCACAGGGUCCCUCCUAUCCCAAGUCAUAUACCCACACUCCGUAUCCGAGUUCACCGCGUCCUUCGCAGCGUUGUCAGAGCUCGAAAGCUUACUGGAUGCUGCUCAUCUUGGGUAUUUGGUGGAUAGGGAGGGUGGGUGGGAUGCGGUCAAAGAGUGGAGGGAUGUGUUGAGUGGGGGGGAGAAACAGAGGCUCGCGAUGGCUCGCCUUUUCUACCAUCGUCCCAAGUUCGCGAUUCUAGAUGAAUGCACAUCUGCCGUGAGCUCCGACGUUGAAGGCCAGAUGUACGAGUACGCAAAAUCAUUAGGGAUAACAUUGGUCACUAUCUCCUUGCGUCCGUCUCUGACAAAGUAUCACACGCAUAUAUUGACUCUUACGGGCGAUGGGACGGGGAGUUGGACAUUUAGCCGGAUUGCUACGUCUCGGGCUCAUGAAGGGUUGACGGAGGGGCGUGAUGAGAGCGGACUGGCGACACCGCCGAGCGAAAGCGAAUCAACCGCGGGGGAUGGCGAACGUGAACUAGUAGCAGCACCCACAGAAGACACAGGAGCCAAAUACCUCGCGCGCGUCCUCGAAGAGAUACGUGUGCUAGAAGCACGACUUGAGGAGUCGCAUGUGUGGGAGAAGAGGGUGAGGGAGCUUGGGGAGGAGUUAAAGGCGAAGUGA